This is a messenger RNA of Coregonus sp. 'balchen', 12193 nucleotides long. The record is from the annotation of a GenBank genome assembly. Lineage: Eukaryota; Metazoa; Chordata; Actinopteri; Salmoniformes; Salmonidae.
AUGGUGAUGGUGAUGAUGAUAGUGGUGAUGAUGAUAGUGGUGAUAGUAAUGCUAGUGGUGAUGAUGAUAGUGGUGAUGAUGAUAGUGGUGAUAGUAAUGAUAGUGGUGAUGAUGAUAGUGGUGAUAGUAAUGAUAGUGGUGAUGAUGAUAUUGGUGAUAGUGAUGAUAGUGGUGAUAGUAAUGAUAGUGGUGAUAGCAGUGAUGAUGAUAGUGGUGAUAGUGGUGAUCUUGAUGAUGAUAGUGAUGAUAUUGAUGUUGAUGAUGAUUGUGUUGAUGUUGUUGAUAGUGAUGAUAGUAGUGAUGAUGAUGAUGAUGAUGAUGAUGCUAGUGGUGAUAGUGAUGAUGAUGAUGGUGAUGAGGAUGAUGGUGGUGAUGCUGAUGCUGGUGAUGAUGGUGAUGAUGAUGGUGAUGAAGAUGAUGAAGAUGAUCAUGAUGAUAAUAAUACUGCUGCUGAUGAUAAUGAGUAUAAUGAUGAAGAUGUCUAUCCUAAUCCUAGAGUAUUGUCUGCCUUUAGGUGAGUGUGGUGCUGAUGUCCCUGGGGCCGGGGCUGGGGCUGGGGCUGGGGCAGGGCUCCACAGGCUGGUAGAGUCUCUGUAUGGACUACAGGGAGAGAAGAGCCAGCUGAGGGGAGAACUACGGCUGCUGCACUCCCAACUGGAGCAGAGAGAACAGGACCGACACUCACGAGUACAGGUCUUCCAACAGCAGGUACAGUACAUCACACAUGCAUACGCACACACGAAUGUAAGCACACACACACACAUAUAUGCAUGCAAGCACGGACUCACACACACAUGCACGUACGCAUGCACACACAUCACACACGCACGCACGCACGCACACAGAGAGAGAGAGAGAGAGAGAGAGAGAGAGAGAGAGAGAGAGAGAGAGAGAGAGAGAGAGAGAGAGAGAGAGAGAUUGAGAGAGAGAGAGAGGGAGGGAGAGAGAACGAGAGAGAGAGAAAAAGAGAGAGAGAGAAAAAGAGAGAGAGAGAAAGCUACAUGGAUGCAUACUUACAGACAAACACCCAGCACCCCAUACGGAAAACUAAUAUAUGGCAAUAUACAGUACCAGUCAAAAGUUUGGACACACCUACUCAUUCAAGGGUUUUUCUUUAUUUUUACUGUUUUCUACAUUGUAGAAUAAUAGUGAAGACAUCAAAACUAUGAAAUAACACAUAUGGAAUCAUGUAGUAACUAAAAAAGUGUUAAACAAAUCAAAAUAUAUUUUAUAUUUGAGAUUCUUCAAAUAGCCACCCUUUGACUUGAUGACAGCUUGGCACACUCUUGGCAAUCUCUUAACCAGCUUUAUGAGGUAGUCACCUGGAAUGUAUUUCAAUUAACAGGUGUGCCUUGUUAAAAGUUAAUUUGUGGAAUUUCCUUCCUUCUUAAUGCCUUUGAGCCAAUCAGUUGUGUUGUGACAAGAUAGGGUUGGUAUACAGAAGAUAGCCCUAUUUGGUAAAAGACCAAGUCCAUAUUAUGGCAAGAACAGCUCAAAUAAGCAAAGAGAAACAACAGUCCAUCAUUACUUCAAGACAUGAAGGUCAGUCAAUCCGGAAAAUUUCAAGAACUUUGAAAGUUUCUUCAAGUGCAAUCGCAAUAACCAUUAAGCGAUAUGAUGAAACUGGCUCUCAUGAGGACCACCACAGGAAAGUAAGACCCAAAGUUACCUCUGCUGCAGAGGAUAAGUUCAUUCGAGUUACCAGCCAAGUAACAGACACAUCUCAACAUCAACUGUUCAGAGGAGACUGCUUGAAUCAGGCCUUCAUGGUGUAAUUGCUGUAAAGAAACCACUACUAAAGGACACCAAUAAGAAGAAGAGACCUGCUUGGGCCAAGAAACACGAGCAAUGCACAUUAGACGGGUGGAAAUCUGUCCUUUGGUCUGAUGAGUCAAAAUUUGAGAUUUUUGGUUCCAACCGCCGUGUCUUUGUGAGACGCAGAGUAGGUGAACGGAUGAUCGCUGCAUGUUUGAUUCCCACCGUGAAGCAUGGAGGAGGAGGUGUGAUGGUGCUUUGCUGGUGACACUGUCUGUGAUUAUUUAGAAUUAAAUUAUUUAGCAUGGCUACCACAGCGAUACGCCAUCCCAUCUCGUUUGCGCUUAGUGGGACUAUCAUUUGUUUUUCAACAGGACAAUGACCCAACACACCUCCAGGCUAUGUAAGGGCUAUUUGACCAAGAAGGAGAGUGAUGGAGUGCUGCAUCAGUUGACCUGGCCUCCACAAUCACCCGACCUCAACCCAAUUGAGAUGGUUUAGGAUGAGUUGGACGGCAGAGUGAAGGAAAACCAGCCAACAAGUGCUCAGCAUAUGUGGGAACUCCUUCAAGACUGUUGGAAAAGCAUUCCAGGUGAAGCUGGUUGAGAGAAUGCCAAGAGUGUGCAAAGCUGUCAUCAAGGCAAAGGGUGGCUACUUUGAAGAAUAUCAAAUAUAUUUGAUUUGUUUAACACUUUUUUGGUUACUACCUGAUUCCAUAUGUGUUAUUUCAUAUUUUUGAUGUCUUCACUAUUAUUCAAAAAUAAAGAAAAGCCUUGAAUGAGUAGGUGUAUCCAAACUUUUGACUGGUACUGUAUGUGCUCAUGUGUGACACAUUUAGUAUUCAAAUGUUUAUUACAUAUAUGUCCCUUUAUAUGUCACAAUACAUCUUAACAAUAUGUGUUAACGUAUAUGUUACGGGAGCAUUAUUUCAGUGAUACUUGUAGUCAUGGUAAUAAACCAAACAACAAAAAAUAAAUAAAUAAAUAUGUCAUUUAAUUCCUGUUAUUUUUUCUUCUUCUCAAUCCAGCCAUUUGACUGUUUUAAGACGGUCCCUUUGUUGCACCUUGGGAAGCGCUUCAUGACAGUGUCUUUGUUGCACCUUGGGAAGCGCUUCAUGACAGUGUCUGUGGAGGGAGAGCAACGACUAGAAGAUAACGAACACAUAGAACAGUUAGGGGUUGAGUUUGGGCUCAUAAAUACAAUCAGAUUCAGUUUAAUAAGAAAUCCUUGACCAUUAAUGCCCUAUUUGCAAUGAUUGAUUUGUAAAUUAAUUCAAGGGAUAGUUAACUUUUUUACACCUUAUAGUCAUUCAGAUGGUUCCUUACCCUGAAAGUAGUCUAUGGGCCAGGAGAAACUGUAUUCCAUGGUUCAGAGUGGUUUAAAUAGCCACUACUAACUUGAGGGGAUUCGACCACAAACACUGAACUUUGUCUAAUUGCCCCCAUCACCCCCAUAGUUGUUUUGCUAGCCAUCUGACUAUAAGAUGUAAAAAAGUUAACUAUCCCUUUAAUAUCUUUAAUUCAUUUAAUUGAAAUUGGCCCCAACCCUGUUAUGGGGUAUUCAUGUUUAAAGGGACGCUGAGAGAUUUAGAGAAUUAGGUCAUUUUUCUACUCCCCCAGUCAGAUGAACUCAUGAAUACAAUUUUUAUGUUUCUGCGUGCAGUUUGGAGAUUAUUGAAGUUAGCGUGCCAUGAGUAACUUAUAAGUAAUAUUAUUUUUUAAAUAUCAUGACAAUACCUGCACACUUUGCAAUCAAUUAACAAAAACCUACUCUCCUGUUAUUGUGGUCACUUUUUCUGUCCUUUUUCUCCCCGUCUUCGUCACUUUAAGCUUCUUGUACAAGACUACAGACUACAGACUUUCCCUGUUUCCUCCCCAGAUUGACGAGCUGAAGAGCUGCAUCGAGGAGCGGGAGGAGGAGCUGUCCAGACUAAGAACUGACUCUGUAAGCUUUCAUGAGAAUCUGCUCCAUUUGUUAUCAGUAAAGCUGCCACAAGGCAUUUUAACACUGCUGCUGUAGUCUGAGACAAAAUGGUGUAGUGUGAAAAUCCUUAUGGUGUGUCAGCAUUGAGGUAUAUUUCAAUGGCUUGUUUUUAAACCUAUAGGGAAAUCAUACUGGUAAGGCAACAAGCAGGCAAUAUUGUGGGACCAGUAUUGACAGGUAGAACAUAUCCAUCAUGCUUUAGUAUGAUAUAACUUUUUCAUCAUGCUUUAGUGCUUACUGUAAUCCAUUUUGUUCCUCUUCAGGGAGCCACAGACUCGGAGAAGCGGGUUGUGUGUCUGUCAGCAGAGAACGAGAGUCUGAAACAGAGUCUGACUGUCACCCAGGGCCUCCUGCAGCAGCUCUCUGUCAUCCCCUCCCAGUCCAGCUCUGUACUCAUCAAGGUGAGAGUCAGGCUGAGUCCCAAACGACACCCUAUUCCCUAUACAGUAUAUAUAGAUAUAUACUUUUCACCAGGACCCAUAGGGCUAUGGUCAACAGUAGUACACUAAAUAGGGGAAAGGGUGCUAUUUGGGACGCAGCCCCAGAAGCACUGCUGUCUGUCUGUGAGCUCAUCACUAACAGACGAGGAGCUGUCCCACUAUAUCGGCCAAAACCACAAAUGAUUCUGUGUUUUGAUUUGCUAAUGGUGUCUUUAGAAAUCGCUCUGUCAUUUCCUGGUUGCUAACAUUCUAAUUGUUCGCCUAAUUUCAGUUUAUGUGACAAAACAAGCAGGUAUAGUGUAGAGAAUCAUUGUACCAUCUAAACCGCUGUGAAGUAUCUUUUCCAUAACCAAAAAAUAUUGCAUUUUCAGCUGUUUGAAGCUGGUGUACAAAACCAAAAGUGAAAAAUGCUAAAAUUAAACUUAAGAACGGGAAGCAUAGAAAUAGCGCACAUAGAACAAACAGAUCUACCGCUUCUUAGACUUGCUUUCAAUGAGAAUGACAGAUCUAAAACUGACAUUUCUAUGGGAAUUUGGUCGUGCUCUGUGUCUAACCCUGUAGGAGAAUGUUCUCUCUAAUGGUGCUCUGUCUCCCCCUUUAGGAGAAUGUUCACUCUAACGGUGCUCUGUGUCUCCCCCUGUAGGAGAAUGAGAACCUGCGCAGCCGGGUGCAGCAGCUGGAGAGUUCCCUGCAGCAGCAGGCUGAUCAGCUGUCUUGCCUGGAGAGACAGAGCGAACAAAGCGAGUGGAGGAGAGGAGAGGAGCAGAGGAGAAAAGAGGAGAGAGUGAGGGAGCUGCAGCUAGACCUGGAUAAAGAGAGGGCCAAAGAGCCACAGGUCAAGGUAGGGAUAGUCUGCAAGAGACACCUUACUGUAUAUACAAUACGUUUUCAUUCAAAUGAAGCUGAUAACAGGUUUCUGAUUGUUUGGAAUCAGAAACCGGUCUUGUUGAAUAAAUUGAUUUAUAUUAAAUGAAGUUGUAACCUUCAUUGGUAUUUUCCCUGCCAGAUUGUCACUCAAACUGUGGAGGUGGAGUCACCGGUGACGCUGAGGCAAUUGGCUGAGGCCACAGAGAGGAACGAGCAGCUGUCAGAGAAACUGACCAAUCAGAACGAGAAGUGCAGACAACUUGAGGAGCACAUCAGGAAGUCAGAUGAAUUCAGCUGUAACCUGCAACACAAGGUGAGAACCAAUGAAAAGUCACCUGCAACACAAGGUGAGAACCAAUGAAAAGUCACCUGCAACACAAGGUGAGAACCAAUGAAAAGUCACCUGCAACACAAGGUGAGAACCAAUGAAAGGUCACCUGCGACACCAGGUGAGAACCAAUGAAAAGUCACUGUAUUGGUUUGAAUGUCCUCAGAAAAAGGUGAAUAUGUUGCGUGAAAUAUUCAUGAAGAAAUAUUACAUUCCUGAGAAAACUGUAUUCUACUUCAAAGUUCACGAUGAUGAGAUUUAACAGUUCAAUUAUUAACAAAUGAAGAAACUAAAGAGUAUUAUACUAACCUCCAUUCCUACCAAGCUAUUGUCUGCAUCCCAUAUGGCACCCUAUUCCAUAUAUCACGUACUACUUUAGACCAGGGCCCAUGUUGGCCAGAGCCCAAUGGGCCCUGGUCUAAAGUAGUACACUAAAUAGGGAAUAGGUUGGGAUGCAUACAAUUCAUGAACCUCAUCAUCAUAUGCUGAAUGUGAAAAUGUGAAUGUGACUGCCUCUCCCAGAUUGCAGCGUACGAGCGGGAGAUCAGUGUACUGCAGGAGGAGCUGCUGAAGGAGAUAGGUCACCUGGAGGAGAAGAAGGAGGAGGCUGUGAAGGCUGCAGCGACCUGCUCCGUAGAACACUUCCAGAGCCUGCAGGACCAGUUCUUUAGUGAGUCCCAUCUAAUACAACCUUCAGAAGCUUCUACAGGCUGUGCUACACAUACAGUGGGGAGAACAAGUAUUUGAUACACUGCCGAUUUUGCAGGUUUUCCUACUUACAAAGCAUGUAGAGGUCUGUAAUUUUUAUCAUAGGUACACUUCAACUGUGAGAGACGGAAUCUAAAACAAAAAUCCAGAAGAUCACAUUGUAUGAUUUUUAAGUAAUUAAUUUGCAUUUUAUUGCAUGACAUAAGUAUUUGAUCACCUACCAACCAGUAAGAAUUCCGGCUCUCACAGACCUGUUAGUUUUUCUUUAAGAAGCCCUUCUGUUCUCUACUCAUUACCUGUAUUAACUGCACCUGUUUGAACUCGUUACCUGUAUAAAAGACACCUGUCCACACACUCAAUCAAACAGACUCCAACCUCUCCACAAUGGCCAAGACCAGAGAGCUGUGUAAGGACAUCAGGGAUAAAAUUGUAGACCUGCACAAGGCUGGGAUGGGCUACAGGACAAUAGGCAAGCAACUUGGUGAGAAGGCAACAACUGUUGGCGCAAUUAUUAGAAAAUGGAAGAAGUUCAAGAUGACGGUCAAUCACCCUCGGUCUGGGGCUCCAUGCAAGAUCUCACCUCGUGGGGCAUCAAUGAUCAUGAGGAAGGUGAGGGAUCAGCCCAGAACUACACGGUAGGACCUGGUCAAUGACCUGAAGAGAGCUGGGACCACAGUCUCAAAGAAAACCAUUAGUAACACACUACGCCGUCAUGGAUUAAAAUCCUGCAGCGCACGCAAGGUCCCCCUGCUCAAGCCAGCGCAUGUCCAGGCCCGUCUGAAGUUUGCCAAUGACCAUCUGGAUGAUCCAGAGGAGGAAUGGGAGAAGGUCAUGUGGUCUGAUGAGACAAAAAUAGAGCUUUUUGGUCUAAACCCCACUCACCGUGUUUGGAGGAAGAAGAAGGAUGGGUACAACCCCAAGAACACCAUCCCAACCAUGAAGCAUGGAGGUGGAAACAUCAUUCUUUGGGGAUGCUUUUCUGCAAAGGGGACAGGACAACUGCACCGUAUUGAGGGGAGGAUAGAUGGGGCCAUGUAUCGCGAGAUCUUGGCCAACAACCUCCUUCCCUCAGUAAGAGCAUUGAAGAUGGGUCGUGGCUGGGUCUUCCAGCAUGACAACGACCCGAAACACACAGCCAGGGCAACUAAGGAGUGGCUCCGUAAGAAGCAUCUCAAGGUCCUGGAGUGGCCUAGCCAGUCUCCAGACCUGAAUAAAUAGAAAAUCUUUGGAGGGAGCUGAAAGUCCGUAUUGCCCAGCGACAGCCCCGAAACCUGAAGGAUCUGGAGAAGGUCUGUAUGGAGGAGUGGGCCAAAAUCCCUGCUGCAGUGUGUGCAAACCUGGUCAAGACCUACAGGAAACAUAUGAUCUCUGUAAUUGCAAACAAAGGUUUCUGUACCAAAUAUUAAGUUCUGCUUUUCUGAUGUAUCAAAUACUUAUGUCACGCAAUAAAAUGCAAAUUAAUUACUUAAAAAUCAUACAAUGUGAUUUUCUGGAUUUUUGUUUUAGCAUUGUCGAAAUCAAAACCAAACCCUCAAGUCAUGAUGAACUCACUUACAAAACUCAGUUUUGUACAAGGCUGACUUUGACAAAAAUUAUCCUAUUUACACUUGAGUAGAUUUUGACACUAGAAUCUUUCUACUAUCGAUGCCACAUAGGACAUUUUGUAUCAAAUAAGUUGUUUAUUGCCUUCAGUUGCGCUUUAAUUGUUAUACCAGGAGGGGUUCAUGGAAGCCUUCUCGCCUGGCAAGAAGCAGAGCUCUUCAGAAAAUAUGAUGUAUCAAAUACUUAUGUCAUGCAAUGAAAUGCAAAUUAAUUACUUAAAAAUCAUACAAUGUGAUUUUCUGGAUUUUUGUUUUAGAUUCCGUCUCUCACAGUUGAAGUGUACCUAUGAUAAAAAUUACAGACCUCUACAUGCUUUGUAAGUAGGAAACACUGCCGAUUUUGCAGGUUAUCAAAUACUUGUUCUCCCCACUGUAUAUGCUAUGAUGGGCUUGUCGAAUCUGGGUGCGGUUGAUUCAUAGAAUAUUGUGUUUCAUGCUCAUCACCAUUGAGCAAGCUGUGACAGUCUCUCUCUCUGUGUGUGUGUGUCCUAUGGCAGACCUGCAGAAGCGUCUGACAGCGCUCCCUCCGACCCUGCGCACCAUGAAGACAGACUACGCCAGCCUGAGGAGCCAGGUCCGCAACUUCUCCGACUUCUACGGAGCAGCCAUCACCGAUGCCAAGAAACAGGUCCCACAAAACACUGCUGCUGGAUUAACAAGCAUUGUUUAAAGUCAAAUCAAAUCAAACUUUAUUUAAAGCGCGUUUAAAACCACAAAACAGUAAAUCAAUAAAAUGAAGGAGAUUAAAAAAAAACAGAAGGCAAUAAAAGAGAUGAAUAAAAGAACAUGGAAGAAAAAAUGAUGUUUAAAGUAACAGUAAAGAUAGAACACUGAUUAAAGGCCAAGCUCAAAAGGUGUGGUAUGUAUUUACCGUUUUCCUAUGGUCUGUCUGUGUAGAUAUCAGCCACUAUGAGUGAGAUGUCGGAGGCCAACAAGGACCUCCUGGAGAAGUACAGGAAGGAGGUGGCACUGCGGAGGAAGUACCACGAGCAGCUGGUCGAGCUCAAAGGUACGGUGAAACAAAGUCCGGAUGAAGGAAAGAAGACUGGAGGAGGAAGCCUAUUUAUUCUAUUGGGGGAAAAAACAUUAUAUAUGAGGUUGUAUCAUUAUUAAAUAAACUGUCAUUGUUGCUAGGCAACAUCCGUGUGCUGUGCCGUGUGAAGCCGGUUCUGAAGGAGGACCAGCAUGAGGAGGGCCAAUCGGUGGUGGUAACUACUGACCCCAAUAACGAAUCAGCUCUCUCCGUGCUGAAAGGGCAGGGCCGCAGCCACAACUUUGAACUGGACCGUGUCUUCCACCCUCAGGCCACUCAGGAAGAGGUACUGAGAAACUCCGCCUCCAUUACGAGACACAGUGCUGUCACUUCUCUAUCUAUUUAAAUGAGUGGACGCCAUGAUGGUAUUCCAGUUUCUGUGGUGUGACUCAAAAACAGCAGUGACUGUGAACGAUACACACUUGCUAACCUUUGGCUUUCUAUUGUGUCUAAGGUCUUCCAGGAGAUCGAGCCCCUUGUGACAUCCUGUAUAGAUGGAUAUCACGUCUGCAUCUUUGCCUACGGGCAGACUGGCUCUGGGAAGACCUACACCAUGGAGGUAUGUUGUAGCACUGCGUAAUGUAAUGUAUGGUUUAUACAUGUGUUCUUAAGUCCUAAGCCUUCAUAUAAAGUGUUACCACAGAUUGUAAUGAGAAAGAAGGCUGAAUAUUUGAUAAAAAAUUACUCAUUGUAUCAAAAUCUCCAUAAUUUGUUGUUGUCAGGGCAGCACAGAGAACCCAGGCAUCAAUCAGCGUGCUCUGAAACACCUGUUCAGUGAGAUAGAGGACAGGAAGGACAUGUGGACGUACACCGUGAGUGUCAGCUCUGUGGAGAUCUACAACGAGGUGCUCAGGUACCUUCCCUCUCAAUGGCUGGCAGAAAAAUAUCCAGCGUUUAGAAGUGGUGAUAUGUUUUAUUAUUCAUUAUUCAAAUCUUCUGUUUUUUAUUAGUGCUACUAUAUUGUUUUAUAGUAAUAAACAAGGUCUAGGAGUUAAAUAUAUGAAAAGUGCUUUAAGUUAGGAUUAGAGAUAAACUGAGAAUAGAGCUACUUUCUAACUCUGAAUCUGACUAACCUGUUCCUGUUCUGUCCCCAGAGACCUGCUGAGUAAGGAUGGAGAGAAGCUGGAUAUUAAGAUCAACCCAGACGGGACAGGACAGCUGCACGUCCCUGGACUCAGGGUCAUCGAGGUCAAGAGCUUCCAACACAUCAAGAAAGUGAGGAGACUCACAUACAUUUUUCUUAGGGUGAAAGUCUUGGUAACUUUCAAAGUCCUGGUAACUUUCCCAAAAUUCCAGGGAUUUCCUGCUGAUUGGUGGAAUCUUCCAACCAUGAUUUCUGGAAAACCUCAGAAUGCUGGGAAAGUUACAUUUACGUCAUUUAGCAGACGCUCUUAUCCAGAGCGACUUAGUUAGUGCAUACAUUAUUCUUUUUUUUCUUCAUACUGGCCCCCGUGGGAAUCGAACCCACAACCCUGGCGUUGCAAACGCCAUGCUCUACCAACUGAGCUACCUCCCUGCCGGCCAUUCCCUCCCCUACCCUGGACAACGCUGGGCCAAUUGUGCGCCGCCCCAUUGGUCUACAGAGCCUGGAUUCGAACCAGGAUCUCUAGUGGCACAGCUAGCACUGCGAUGCAGUGCCUUAGACCACUGCGCCACUCGGGAGUUACCGUACACUUUUUUCAGUGAGACUGAUUUCUCCAACUAUAUUAAUAUAUAUUUUCCUUGACUUUUCGCCUUGACCUUAAUAAUAAUUGAAUAUACUGUAUAUGCCAUUUAAUAGACGCUUUUAUCCAAAGCAAUUUACAGUCAUCCGGCAUACAUUUGUUGUAUAGGUGGCCCAGGGAAUAGAACCCAAAAUCCUGGCGUUGCAAGCGCUAUGCUCUACCAACUGAGCCAUAUAUCUCCAUUAGAACCCUAAUGGUUAAUUUACUGUAAUGUAUACCAUCAUAUGAAAGUAUGCCAAGUGCAAGUUUCCUAAAAUUCCACACCACAUUUUCAUGAACUCUGUCACUGUUCCUGUGCAGCUUCUGGCGCAGGCGCGUCGUAACAGAAUCACCUUCGGGACCCAGAUGAACCAGCACAGCUCUCGUUCCCAUGCCCUUCUCAUGAUCACUGUGCUGGGGACUGACCUGGCCAGCGGGGCCAAGAUCACAGGUACGUAACACACACCUUAGAGACUGGACACAGUCACAACUAACUGUUAUAAGCAGCAGGUGGCAGCCCUAUCGCCUCUUACCAGAACAGCAGCUGUCAUUUUCUGUUAAUUUCCCGGCGAUUCUACGUGCGGAAUCGCAACUGCUCAUCGACACCCGCUACUUUUCAAGGUGUGUUUUGUCCGGGAUGCGCAACUCAUUUGGCAAGUGGGUCGGUUCCAGAUAUUGACACGAUUCAAGGGACCAGAAAAUGUUCCGUUAACGACGCACGGGCGAUGUUUUUGUGACAUCUGCAGGCAAGUUGAACCUGGUAGACUUGGCUGGCUCUGAGAGGGUCUGGAAGUCAGGAGCUGAGGGAGAGAGGCUGAAGGAGGCCCAGAACAUCAACCGCUCCCUGCUGGCUCUGGGGGACGUCAUCCAGGCUCUGAGGGGGAAGGAGAAACACAUCCCCUUCAGAAACAGUCGCCUCACAUACCUGCUGCAGGACUCACUGGGCAAGGGCAACAAGACGGCCAUGGUAGUGCAGGUAGGGACACACACAACAGUACAUCUGAUACACACAGAUUAUAAUGUCUGUAUAUCCAUCUAUAUGUACACUCAUAGGGCUGGCUUCCCGGACAUUAAGCCUGAUCCUGGACUAUAAAGCAUUCUGAAUGGAGAAGUCCAUACUGUGUUUAGCCUACACAUUACAAGACAACUAGGCUAUGGUGGUGCAGCCAGGUAUACACAGCAUAGAGUACAGUACAUCAAACACACUGAUUACACUGUCAUGUUUGUCUGGAAGUGUCUUCUAUCUGAUCCUCUGGUCCUCCUCCAGGUGUCUGCUCUGGAGAGUAAUGUGGGAGAGACCAUGUGUUCUCUGAAGUUUGCUGAGAGGGUUUGUAAGGUGGAGCUGGGGCCUGCAGCCAGGAAGAUACAGAGAGGAGGGGGAAGCCAUCAGUGUGACUAGAACUCCACUCCCUGAAAUCAUCCAACUUCCUGUUCCCAUGGACAAUGAGGACUACAGGGACUCAACAGACACACAGCCAACCAAAUACAUCAACAAGCAAUAACAACAACAAGCAACUGCUCUCGCCAGUCAGUCAAUCUAUCAGUCUGUCUAUCAGUCAGCCAGUCUCAGUCUAUCAGUCAGCCUGUCUAUCAGUCAGCCUGUCUAUCAGUCAGCCAGUCAGUCAAUCUAUCAGUCUGUCUAUCAGUCAGCCAGUCUAUCAGUAUAAAAGCUACCAGGUGUGUAUUCAUUGAGAUGAAAUAGAGAAUAUUGCAGAUUCUCUAGUCUACUGAUCAUAAUGUAUGUUCAUGUCAUGCACAGGAGGUUGGUGGCACCU